AGAGCCAGGCAGCAAGGACCAGAGGAAGGUGGACAGAGACCGAAAGGACAAAGGAGAGACACAGAGAAAAAAAGAGACCAACCCCAAAGGGACAAAGACCCCAACGUUUGUCCACAUUGCCGCAGAGGCAGCUGGAGCCAGUGCUGCCUGUCCGUCCCCAUGGGCCACCAUAGGCCAUGGCUGCACGCUUCUGUCCUCUGGGCUGGGGUGGCCAGCCUGCUCCUCCCCCCGGCCAUGACCCAGCAGCUCAGAGGGGAUGGGCUAGGCUUCAGAAACCGGAACAACAGCACUGGAGUCGCCGGGCUCUCCGAGGAGGCAUCAGCAGAGCUUCGCCACCACCUCCACAGCCCUAGAGACCAUCCAGAUGAGAACAAGGAUGUUUCCACAGAGAAUGGGCAUCAUUUCUGGAGCCACCCAGACCGUGAAAAGGAGGAUGAAGAUGUCUCCAAGGAAUAUGGGCACCUACUCCCAGGCCACAGGUCCCAAGACCACAAAGUCGGAGAUGAGGGUGUCUCAGGUGAGGAGGUCUUUGCAGAGCAUGGUGGGCAGGCCCGUGGGCACAGAGGCCACGGGAGUGAAGACACGGAAGACUCAGCUGAGCACAGGCACCACCUCCCCAGCCACAGGAGCCACAGCCAUCAAGACGAGGAUGAGGAUGAAGUUGUGUCCAGUGAGCAUCACCAUCAUAUCCUCAGGCAUGGACACCGAGGCCAUGAUGGGGAAGAUGAUGAAGGAGAAGAGGAGGAGGAGGAGGAGGAGGAGGAAGAGGAGGCCUCCACUGAGUAUGGACACCAGGCCCACAGGCACCGAGGCCAUGGGAGUGAAGAGGAUGAGGAUGUCUCAGAUGGACACCAUCAUCAUGGCCCCAGCCACAGGCACCAAGGCCAUGAAGAAGAUGACGAUGAUGAUGAUGAUGAUGAUGAUGAUGAUGAUGAUGAUGAUGUCUCCAUUGAAUAUAGACACCAGGCUCACAGGCACCAAGGCCACGGGAUUGAAGAGGAUGAAGAUGUCUCAGAUGGACACCAUCAUCGCGACCCCAGCCACAGGCACCGAAGCCAUGAAGAAGAUGACAAUGAUGAUGAUGAUGUCUCCACUGAGUAUGGACACCAGGCCCACAGGCACCAAGACCACAGAAAGGAAGAGGUUGAGGCUGUCUCAGGUGAACACCACCAUCAUGUCCCUGACCACAGGCACCAAGGCCACAGAGACGAGGAAGAAGAUGAGGAUGUGUCCACUGAACGUUGGCACCAGGGUCCCCAACAUGUCCACCAUGGCCUUGUAGAUGAGGAAGAGGAAGAAGAGGAGAUCACAGUCCAGUUCGGCCACUAUGUUGCAAGCCACCAACCUCGAGGCCACAAGAGUGAUGAAGAGGACUUCCAAGAUGAGUAUAAAACAGAAGUCCCUCACCAUCACCACCACAGAGUCCCCAGGGAGGAAGAUGAGGAGGUCUCUGCUGAGCUUGGCCACCAGGCCCCCAGCCACAGGCAAAGCCACCAAGAUGAAGAAACUGGCCAUGGUCAAAGAGGGUCCAUCAAAGAGAUGAGCCAUCACCCCCCAGGACACACAGUGGUCAAGGAUAGAAGCCAUUUGAGGAAGGAUGAUUCUGAGGAGGAAAAGGAGAAGGAAGAGGACCCCGGCUCCCAUGAGGAAGACGAUGAAAGUUCAGAGCAGGGAGAGAAAGGCACCCAUCAUGGCAGCCGGGACCAGGAAGAUGAGGAGGAUGAGGAGGAAGGUCAUGGCCUCAGCCUGAACCAGGAGGAGGAAGAAGAGGAAGACAAGGAGGAGGAGGAGGAGGAAGAAGACGAGGAGAGGAGGGAAGAGAGGGCUGAGGUUGGGGCCCCACUGAGCCCAGACCACAGCGAGGAGGAAGAGGAGGAGGAGGAGGGGCUGGAGGAAGAUGAGCCCCGCUUCACCAUCAUCCCCAACCCACUGGACAGGAGAGAGGAGGCUGGAGGUGCCUCCAGCGAGGAGGAAAGCGGUGAGGACACAGGUCCACAGGAUGCUCAGGAGUAUGGGAACUACCAGCCAGGGUCCCUGUGUGGCUACUGCUCCUUCUGCAAUCGAUGCACUGAAUGUGAGAGCUGUCACUGUGAUGAGGAGAACAUGGGUGAGCACUGCGACCAGUGCCAGCACUGUCAGUUCUGCUAUCUCUGCCCGCUGGUCUGCGAAACGGUCUGCGCUCCAGGAAGCUACGUUGACUAUUUCUCCUCGUCCCUUUAUCAGGCCCUGGCAGACAUGCUGGAAACGCCGGAACCCUGACCCAGUCGCUCGACUGCGACGCAGGUGUACCUCCCCCUGCCUUCCAACCCCUUUCCACGAGCUAUAUUUAUUUCUCCGAAUAAACGUGCUCCCCGAAA
Messenger RNA from Homo sapiens (human), 2357 nucleotides. RefSeq names its product histidine rich calcium binding protein (gene HRC). Gene Ontology annotation, cellular component: sarcoplasmic reticulum lumen; sarcoplasmic reticulum membrane; sarcoplasmic reticulum. The transcript is spliced from 6 exons. NCBI's taxonomy places the organism in Eukaryota, Metazoa, Chordata, Mammalia, Primates, Hominidae. Gene Ontology annotation, molecular function: calcium ion binding; calcium ion sequestering activity. The coding region runs from base 160 to 2259 and encodes 699 amino acids. The record is from RefSeq and is marked reviewed.